Molecule: messenger RNA, 1321 nt
Organism: Trichobilharzia regenti
Lineage: Eukaryota; Metazoa; Platyhelminthes; Trematoda; Strigeidida; Schistosomatidae
Source: the annotation of a GenBank genome assembly
UUUAACGUAUAGAAAAAGCUUUCACAGAACAAAACGGUCUAUUCAUUAUCGAGAUCAAAGUUCAGAUGGUUUUAAAUUUUUAAUGAAUGAAUCUAAUAUAAAAGUCUUGAAUAACUCCUUUAUUCAUGGGUAUAACGAUUUCAAAAGAAAGACAGAAUUCUGAAUGAGACCUAACUUAUAAGUAUACCACUGUCGCAAUACAUAUGGAAUCAGAAACCAACACUGCUACCUUUCUGAUGCAUCAUAUUAAAAGUUGUCUGGUCUUUCAGAGUUCAGGUCCCACUGAAGUGGAAACGGCAGACUGCCAGUUAGUUAUUUCAGGUGAGUAAAUAUUAUUAUGCUAAUAAGUGUUUAAAUAUUCUGUUCCCCAUGCCCCUUCUCAUUAUGCACUAGUCACUAUUGAAUCCAUUCAGCCUUAAAAACAUCGUUUCUCUUUAAUGAAUUUCAUCGAACUCUAUCUAUAGGCGAAGGCGCGAGAUAUGACAGUUCGAGAAAACUGCACUUGAGUGGCCACAAUUUAUUCUUACUCUGGAUGAUAGCUGAUACGGCGUUAAUGGUACUAAUUACAGUAGGUAUGCUUGUAAUGGUGAACAAUGAGUAGGAAUAAACAUUCAAAUCAUAAGAUAAAAUAAAAUAAUUUAAUGCUCUUCAGAGUGGAGGUGAAUGAAUGGAUUAGAUUGAACAGUUGGGUGAGAAUCAUUCUGAUAGUUCUAGGAUGUGUUCCAAUUCUAAUUCUCAUGUUAGUCAAGGCACUUGGAUAUGGCCGGGAAAUCGACCAUUAUCUAAUAGGAUUCAGUUACAUACUGUUGUCAAUGGGAUUCGCCACUUUUUUCUGUGAAAUCGUUUCUAUGUACGCCUUGAUAUCCGGUGGUGUAACACUAGUGGUUACUGCACUCGUGAUCAUUAUAGCUGUGAACGUACGAAGUUCCAUUAUCCUAACCAUUAUCAUCUUUGUGUUUAUGGUUAUUGCACUAAUCAUUGGAACUGUCCUGUUUAUUGUUCAAAUAUCAAAAAAUGACAAACACAUAGCUUACAGGAUUGGUGUUGCAACUUGUUUCGGUAUCGCUGUGGCGUCAGCAAUUUUUAUGACGACAAAUACACUGCAUUCGUGCGUAAAAAUCAGAAGAGUUGAUUGCACAAUUAUAUUUCGGGCAUUCUGUUUAUGGGUUGAAAUGAUUAUUCUAUUCACAUCGACAUAUACUUCUACUGUCCAGUAAAUGCUUAUGAAAUAUCCAAUUUUUACGACGGAUAACGAAAUAGACAAACUGAUUGGGUAUUUUUAAUUGAUUUUUAUCAUUAUUUUUAAUAAAUUCAAAAGAUU